Etheostoma spectabile (orangethroat darter) is the source of this 3689-nucleotide messenger RNA. Its product is annotated as carbohydrate sulfotransferase 11. Gene Ontology annotation, cellular component: membrane. Gene Ontology annotation, molecular function: sulfotransferase activity. Lineage: Eukaryota; Metazoa; Chordata; Actinopteri; Perciformes; Percidae. The record is from RefSeq and is a predicted model, not a curated record. The transcript has 6 exons. Gene Ontology annotation, biological process: proteoglycan biosynthetic process; carbohydrate biosynthetic process. The coding region runs from base 280 to 1314 and encodes 344 amino acids.
UCAUGGCAUGGUGCCCCGUCCAUGUUUGGCGAAGAAUAAGUUUGUGUAGUUUCGUCAAACUCUAGACAACGCCAGCAACUACAGCUUAGGAGAAAGACAAACAGUUUUUUUUCAUACCUUUUCAUUUUGCUAUAGGGUUUUUCAUAUCAACGCAGCAUUAUGAGAUGUUUCAUCAAAGGCUCCUAAUUCUUCAGGGAGUCUCGCAUCUUCCGCCGGCUGGUUUCGUAUGAACCGCGUCGAGGCAGCGACGAGGGCUCGCCAGCAGAGCCGGGCUUCAGGAUGAGGGUGCCCAGAGGAGGACGCCUGUUCCUGGCGACGUGCCUCGGCUCGCUCUUUGUUCUCGUGCUGUACUUUCAGAGCAUCACCAAUGCAGAACCUGGUGUGAAGACUGACAGCAGACCAGGGAAAAGCAGGAGAAGUCCACUGCAGACCCUCUACAAUGGAGACCAGACACAGCUUGAACAGCAGCUGGAGCUGUUGGCAGCUCAGAAGUCCCUCCACGGUCGCAGGGAGCUGUUGGAGCAGGCGUGUCUGAGCCACACCAGGAAGCGCCAAGUGCUUUCACCGGAAGAUCUCAAACACCUCAUUGUGGAUGAUAAACACAGCCUUAUUUACUGCUACGUACCCAAGGUAGCCUGCACCAAUUGGAAGCGUGUCCUUAUGGUCCUCAGCAGCGGGGGCCGGUACACCGACCCCCUUUCCAUCCCGGCAAAUGAGGCCCAUGUGGCAGGCAACCUCCGCACACUCUCCGAGUUCUCAGUCCCCGAGAUCAACCAACGCCUUCGCAGCUACCUCAAGUUUAUCUUUGUGCGGGAGCCCUUCGAGCGCCUGGUGUCCGCCUAUCGUAACAAGUUCACCCGUAGCUACAACACCGCUUUCCACAAGCGCUACGGAACCAAGAUCAUCCGCCGGCACCGUCCCGACCCGGAGCCUGAAGCACUGGAGAAAGGGAACGACGUUUCUUUCCUGGAGUUUGUCCAGUACCUCGUGGACCCUCGGACCCAACGGGAGGAACCUUUUAACGAGCACUGGGAGCGGGUGCACGCCCUCUGCCACCCCUGCCUGAUCCACUACGAUGUAGUGGGGAAGUACGAGACUUUGGAGCCAGAUGCACAGGCUGUGCUCAGGUUGGCUGGAGUGGAGGGGACACUUCAAUUUCCAACGUCUGGUAAAAGCACCAGGACUGAUGGCAACAUGGCAGCCCGCUUUUUUAAGCACAUCAGUCCUUUUUAUCAGAAGAAACUGUUCAACCUGUAUCGAAUGGACUUCCUGCUCUUUAACUACUCCACGCCAGAGUACCUCCGGACUCGAUGAGGGGCGGAGACAAGAGGAUUAACAUCAGUGCCAUGGAUGUGUGAUAGUUGUGAUGGUUUUCCUUUCACAUCCUAUUUAGACUUUUUCAUUAGUGAUAAUCAUUUUGCACUUUUUGGUUGCCAUGGACAAUUGUCAUCGCGGCCUGGAGUCACAAGCACUGACUUGUCACUUUGACACUCCGACAAUAACAGCCGUGGAGAAUGAACUUUAAAAAUGCAACCCAAUUUUUUCCUGAAAAGAAAAGACCGACAGUUUGUGCUUUAAUCUACAAAGCGUGUGUCAUAUUUGUCUGUGUGCGUACUAGUGAGAACACGGUGUUUUGUUUUAACAGUAUGCAGAACAGAAUGCAGAUGGCUUGUUCCCACAAUGUUGAAAGAUGUGACGCAUUAGCUGUCUUUAAAGACAGGUCCUUUCUGCCGGGGCUUUGGGUUCAGUUAGAAAUUCAAUAUUUAUUUUUUAUUCACCUGAUUGCCAUUCAUUACCUAAAAAAAAUGACUUUGUGUUUGUUUGAUUGACUUUCAGUUUUUUCAUCGUGUUACAUGUCAUCGUUGAGUUGGUGUAAUAUGCCUCACCAGCAUCCCAGCGGUGCCCACUUAAGUUAAAGUGACUCCCAUGGCUUGUUCUUUUGAGAACUAAUGAGCCAUACAUUAAAGUCACUCUCCCGAGGAGCAGGUUUUCCUCUCGCAUGGGUGGUAUACAGGUGAAUGUGCUAACUGUGACACUGAACACAGCUGACUCAUUCACUUCUCUGGACGGCAUUUAUUUAUGUAUGUCAGUGCAUACAGUAUUUAUUGUUAUAGAAAUGUGUGUGUGUGUGUGUGUGUUAGGAAGGAUUUGGGGUCAUGAUUUUGUGAAAAUGAAUUUUAUAUGAAAGAACAGUUUAGAGUUUCUUUUUUAUGCAUGGAAAGUUACUCGCUUUCUCGGCUUUUGCACAUAAACUCAUCACAUUCUAUUCCUUUUUUCUGUCAACUUCUCUGAUCAAACCCUAGUUCCAAAGCCUCUGCUUGUCUUAUCUUAAUCGUCACAGCAUUCGUUGACGAUAUCUUAAAUGUGUAUCCGAGAGUCUGUGUAUCUGACUCCUUAAUUCCAGUAAAAGGUAGUUACCAUCCCUCCUCUAUCGCUGUCUGUGUUUAGCUCUGGGCAGGUUAGCUGAACAAACAAGCGCAUAGCUGUGGUCAGGGCUGGGUCUGGCCCAGUGCUAGCCCUGGUCAGAGCUUCCCUUGUUAGCGUGAAUGCAGGCGCAUGAAGGGGUUAAUCCACCUAUAGGCGUCUCCACUGCAGGGCCUUGUUCAGCAAAUGUGACGGAAUUUACAUCAAGAUCAAUACAGGUGUUAAUAUAGAAAAAGAAUCAUUAAUGGCAUUUACUGUGAAAAUAUCAGUUUUAACAAAUGUCUUUCUAAAGUCUUCGCCCUGGUGUGUUGUUUGGGUCUGUGGGACCCGUUUUCAAUGUUUAGCUAAAAGAAAAAUUAUGUUAUUUAUUAAGUCUUCUAACUCAAACUCAUUGGCCUUGGCUCAUUUUCUGUAAAGAACAUAAAAAUAACUUAUUUUCAAUGACCGCGCACGGUACACCCCCGCUACACAUAAUAUUUAAUUGAGCGCUAAGUAUUUUUAUAUAAAUUGUUAUGACCGUACGGAUUCAAAAGCUUAAUGAUGUGGUGGGAACAUUAGGAACAAAAAUAUGAACAUUUAACCACACAAGGGUUAAAUGGCUCAUGGCUCGAGGCUACAUUAGCCGCUACUAGCAUAACACACCUGAAUCUCGCACCGAAUUCUUCGCAGUUGCAACAUCCCCCGGACAUGUAUUUGUUUCCAGUAGUUAUCCCUAGGAAUAAUAGGAAUUCACCCCAAAAAUAACAAAUCCACAUUUACAUUAAAAUAGACAUGUCCCCCAGUCAGUAGCAGUUGCUUAAAGAGCAAGCUAGGACAUGCAAAACAAGUGGGCAUUGAUCUGGAAGGACAGUGUUAACGUUUAUCUCUAUAUCUUCCACAUUUCUUUUUCCAAAAUAUUUCAUCUUUCCAACGAAUAUUUUCAGGCCCAGGCAGGCCAUCUCUGGAAACAUUGCUUUGUUCUGCCUGUGGUAAUGCUUUGAAAAGUGCAAUAUCUAUAUGUGAGUUAUCUGUCUUUCUAAGUGUCUUCCUUUUUUAUAGAAGCCUUACUAUUGUGCCAUCAUGCUUAUGCCAUUUCUGUUUCUGUUUGCUAUGAAUGCAGCCAUGGAUUACAGGGUUUCCAUUUUCUACUCCCCUUUGUAGCACUGUGUGAUUUAAGCCAUCAUUUGCAAGACGUGACUUGCCAAAACCCAAUCGCACGCUUCCUGUUGCUACUUCCUACUGGCGAGAUGACAUGCCGCGCAAAAUAUAUGUUGUACCUUUUAAUU